AUGUCGGACGGUCAAACGGGCGAAUCUUCCAACCAGGCUUCCGCCAGUAACUCGGGAACUCGACCUGUGGGAAAUCUAAGAGAUACAUCUACCUCACAGCCAAGCUCAAGGGUUAUUGGUAAUGUUCUGAGCCGCCGGCCUACAGAUGGAGUUGCGGGGAGAGGAGGUCGGGGGAAAAUGAUGUUUAUGCCUAAUCAAGUCGUACGGAGAAAGGUCGAAGAUGGGGUGGUCGAACCUGGGACAACCAGCACUGAAGUAAACCAAGGUACAGGUCGCGGAGAAGGACGAGGGCGCGGUGAAGGCCGAGGACGCGGAGAUGGGGUAGGAAGAGGCCGUGGCCGUGGAGGGCCUCCAGCUCCUGUUGAGAUGCUCUCGCCGACCGACUCGAAUUGCAGCAGGAAUGUCGCAGCUGCUGGUGUGGGAGGAGGACAACCCCAUGGUGCUGGCCUCACCGAUACUGCUGCCCCAACUAUCAAUAGCACAAGGAAAUUGCAAAAAAGGCGUGCUGGACUAGAAGCUGCGGAAAAAGAACAGUAUUCCGACGACGAAGGGGUGGAGAUCGUCGAUAUGGACGACGUCAACGAGCUAGAUUGGAUGGCUCCUGACAGUCUAGUCCGUGUAAAGGAGGAGGACGAAGAAAAGGCAGCAAGGAAGCGAGAUAAACUGAAAGGGAAAAUCAAAGAUGAUUCUGGCAGGGCCCGGCCAAAACUCAAGCAGGAUCCCGAAGACGAUGAUCAUAAUGCAGAGUCCCUGCUAUCAUCCCGUGAUGCUUCUACGGUUCGAUCUGGCGAAGAAGGCACCGACGACAAACUUUUGGCCAACGCACUAGAUCUUAGCGAAAGUGAAGAGGAGGAAGAAAUGGAAGAUCUCGUCGAGGAUUUCCUUGCGAACGCUCAAGGGGAUGAGGCCAGUUCUUUGGCUAUACCACGAACGACCGUAAUGUUGAUGAUCCCACCAAAAGAACCAGAAGAUGUUGAUAUGGGGGACCCAGAUUCCAUGUCCACAGGAAAAGGAAAGCAAAAAGUCACGUUCGCUGAAGAUAACCUUAGUGGAGAUGAAGAUACUAAUGCACAAGCCAAGAAGGCGAAAGUUGAGGAGGUUACUUCGAAGCCUUCAGGAGGUAAAAUAGGCCAAUUAGAGAUAUACCGCAGUGGGUUGGUUAGAAUGAAACUUGGCAAUGGGAUAGCUAUGGAGGUGACCGCUGCCACUCAACCUUCAUUCUUACAACAUGCCAUUUACCAUGACCAAGACAAAAAGCGGCUCGUUGUUCUCGGCGAAGUAAAUCGGAGGUAUAUCGUCUCUCCCGAUAUAGAUCUCUUGCUCGAGGAUAUGGCGAUCACUGAAGAAAAGGAGAGACAACGGAAAUUAGAAGAAGCAAAGAGGAAGGAGGAUGAAUUAAUUCGGAUGGAUGAUUAA
Messenger RNA from Rhizoctonia solani, 1416 nucleotides. Its product is annotated as DNA-directed RNA polymerase III subunit C4. The coding region runs from base 1 to 1416 and encodes 471 amino acids. Gene Ontology annotation, biological process: transcription by RNA polymerase III. Gene Ontology annotation, molecular function: DNA binding. Gene Ontology annotation, cellular component: RNA polymerase III complex. The transcript has 7 exons. The record is from RefSeq and is a predicted model, not a curated record. Lineage: Eukaryota; Fungi; Basidiomycota; Agaricomycetes; Cantharellales; Ceratobasidiaceae.